AUGUCGCGAGAAUCUCAGCCGCCGUAUCCUAUCCCGCGAAGGGCACAUCAAAAGUCGCGAACUGGAUGCAAGAACUGCAAACAGAGAAAGGUCAAAUGUGACGAAAGGCGCCCCGUCUGCGACAAAUGCGCUGUCCACUAUGCCAACAUUCAACAAUGUGACUAUGGGGACCAGAGUCCUACGGCAGGCGAAUCAACGACGGCGACGACAAGAUCCGCCGCAGAGAAGCUGAGGAGCUCGUUGAGGACGGUCCCUAUCCUGCCUAGGCCUCGCCCAAAUCACAAAAGUCCCGGCUCUUUGGUCCCGGUUGGCGCUGGAUCGUCAACAUUCGAUCCUUUCACACAGCAUCCACCGUCUGUGGAACCAGACAUAGACCUGCUAAUGGGGACGUACUUCUCCUCCCAUAUCUUCAACGUCUUCCCAUACUACCCCACACCAACUCUGAAUCCUGUGCUGGAAUUCUUCGCCCCACUGAUAACAAAGGAUACGGCUCUGUUCCAUGUCACCCUCCUUGUCAGUGCCUUUCGGUUGGAACAGCACUUACCGCCGAAAGAACGAGUGAGGUGCAUACGGCUCUCCAAGAUCUGCAUGGACCUGAUACAGAACAGGAUAAACGAACCCUUUCCCGACUGUGUCUCUGAUGGGACGCUGGCCGCCGUUGCAGGAGUUGCAGUCAUUGAGCAUGAAAAGGGCAGUCUGCGUCUUUCCCGUAUCCAUGUGACGGGGCUGAAGCAGAUGCUUGAAGUCCGAGGUGGUCUAGAGGCAGUUCGCAUGUCAAACCCUACUGUUGCGAACGUGCUGUUUUGCAUGUUUGUCGCCACAGCCGAUGUCGAAUUCCCAUCCUGUGACGCACAAACAGUCGUCCAGCGCCCUCCAUGGUUCUACCAGAGCCUCCGACUCGACGGGGCUCUCGUCGGCACUGGCGUAGAGCUCCCGAACCCGAGUCCAAUCGAUUUUCAGGCCCACGGUGUCCUGCCAGAGUAUUCGGAGCUCAUGCUGAAUAUCCGCAUGCUCGCCAUGACCUAUCAGACAGCCCAGGACUGCAACUCAGCCAGAGAAUACCAGGAGGUAUUGACAUUUCUGUGCGCCACCUUGCAGCGGCUGCUUACCUUGCCGGUCCCAGACCUGCUGCUGGGCAGCUAUGAAAGUACGAUUACAGCAGCAUGUCGACAUGCUCUGAUCAUUCACGUAUUCGCCCAGUGGUGUGGUCACCAGCCGGAUCCCUCUCUCUUGGUGAGCACUGCCCAGCACGAGCUACUUGCCACGCUCCGCCCCUUGACCGAACAACGAGGAGUAGGUACAAAACUACUCCUAUGGCUCCUUUCCGUCGGUGGCACCUGUCCAUUCGGCCCAGCUCAACACAAGUGGUUCGUAAGCCAGCUUGCAGACACGGCCGCAGACUUAGAGAUUCAUUCCUGGGACAGCAUGAAGGCUAGUCUCAAGCAGGUCAUAUGGCAUGAGUAUCAGGAUGACAGACAACACAAAGAGCUGUGGGAUGAGGCGGUCCAACUCAGAGAGAGUGGAACCCUUCACUCUUCGGAGAUGGUCUAUCACGUACCUUCUGGUGUGUGA
Fonsecaea multimorphosa CBS 102226 is the source of this 1572-nucleotide messenger RNA. RefSeq lists its product as uncharacterized. Lineage: Eukaryota; Fungi; Ascomycota; Eurotiomycetes; Chaetothyriales; Herpotrichiellaceae. The transcript has 5 exons. Gene Ontology annotation, biological process: regulation of DNA-templated transcription. Gene Ontology annotation, molecular function: DNA-binding transcription factor activity, RNA polymerase II-specific; zinc ion binding. Bases 1 to 1572 code for a protein of 523 amino acids. The record is from RefSeq and is a predicted model, not a curated record.